AUGAUACUGGCUCUGGAGACAAAACGACGCGCCAAAUCUUCCGCAACCGGUGCACCACCGCCCAUCGACGUCAGCAGUCUGAUGCAAUGUGUCACCCUGGAGGUGAUCAGCCGACACGCCUUCAAUGCCACCGCCGAGGAGAUGGCCGACCUGUACGAGGAGAACAGUCGACUGCGCACCAUCACCGCCCAGUUUAUGGCCCGACAGGCGCCCAACUUUGCCCUCCAGCUGACCGCCUACUUUCCUCCGCUCCAGCGACUGGCCGUCCUCGCGUACAGCCUCUUCGGCGGAGGUCAGCUGAUUGACCACAUUGUGGAGCACGUCAACCGCUGCGUCAUUGAGUACUAUCAGAUGCGCAUUAGACAGCGAUUCGGAGAAGCGGAUGGUGAGGAGAAGGAGGCGGCGCUUUCGCAGAGGAAGGUGAACAUUCUGGAGUACAUGCUCGAGCAGCAGGAGCAGGGCAACCUCAGUGAACUGGAGCUGACGGGCAAUGCCAUUGUCACGCUGAUUGGCGGCUAUGAGACCGCCUCAAAUGCGCUCACCUUUACCCUUUACCUGCUGGCGAAGCAUCCGGAGAUUCAAGAGAAGCUGCGAGCAGAGGUUCGCAAAGUCGCCGCUAAAAGCAAGCAGACCAAUGCCAAUAACGCCAACUACUGCCACUUUGACGCCAAUCGCUGUGAACUGCUGGACCGAGUUUGGUACGAGUCGCUGCGUCUCUACCCGCCGGUGGUGACCUUUCUCACGCGAGAGCUGGACGACAACUUUGAAGGUGAUGGCGUUGUGCUGACUAAAUCAGGCGUCAAGGUGACCAAGGAGAUGACCGUGCAGGUGCCCAUUUGGACACUGCACCACGAUGAGAAGUACUGGAAAGACCCACUCACUUUCAACCCACUUCGAGCUGAUCUGCCCAUUCCCGGCAGCGGACAAACAAACUACGCCUUCCUCCCCUUCGGAGCUGGCUCUAGGUCUUGUAUUGGCGCCAAGCUGGCCGACUCGGAAGCGAGGGCCGUCCUCUCUGCUAUUGUCUCCUCGUACCGCGUCGAGCUGGCCAGUAUCGUAGAUGAUGAAGAGGCCAUCGACGAGGCCACCGGUCUGCUCCGACUGACCUGUCAGACGAUCUUCAUUCGACCGGAGAAAAACAUAAGCCUAAAGUUUACGCCGGUUUAG
Molecule: messenger RNA, 1167 nt
Organism: Rhagoletis zephyria (snowberry fruit fly)
Lineage: Eukaryota; Metazoa; Arthropoda; Insecta; Diptera; Tephritidae
Source: RefSeq, a predicted model, not a curated record